CAAAAAGCAAAAUAUUUUUUCUUAAGAUGAAUUUAAAAAUAUUAAAUAAAUUAGAAAGAAUUAAUAAUGUUGUAUGAGACUUUUAAAAGCAUAAAAAUAAUCUUAUACUUUUAAAAAUGUCAUGAAAUAAUUUAUAUUUUUGUAUUUAUAUGUGUUCGUAUGUAUAUAAAUUAUUGAAAUAUUUAUAUUUGAAUGAUAUUUACGUGUUAAAAUUCCAUGCUCAUUCAAAACAUGGACUUAGAAGCAUCUGUAGUUGAGCGUUUACAAAAAUUAAGACAGUGGCAAUUAGAGCAACAAGAACGAUUAUUAAAACAACAACAGAUACAAAGGCAAAUAUUAACUCAGAAACAAGAUUGUAUGUAUAAAGCACUUGAAUUAUCAAUACAAGAACUUGAUCUUAAUAAAGAUAUAUUAGAUACAAAUAAUUCAAAUGAAUUUGUUGAAAAUACUGAGAUUAAUAAUGAAAAUUUAAUUAUGUUGCAUGACAAGCCACAAUUAAAAAAAAAUUAUAUACAAAUAGUAAAUAAAACUGAUUCAUGUCUUAAUGAAAAUAUAGAUAAUAGUUUUAGAAAUGUAAUUUCACAACAAAAAUUACCAACACAGAAGUUCAUUGAAGAUACAAUUAAUAUUGAAAGUCAGAUAAGAAGACAGUCAAAAGAUAAGACAAUGUGUAAUAUAAAAAAUGAAAUAAAAACAGAAAAACAAUUAGAACAAUUCAGUAUAGAUGGAAUAGCACCAUUACCAUCUGAUAAAAUUAUUGUUAAUCGUAUUUCUAUUGAUGAUAUACCAAUUUCCUCUCCUAAAAAAGAUUUUCAUACAUUGCUUGAAGAAAGAUUAAAAGACAGCGAAAAUGAUCAUCUUGAAAAGUUUAAUACUAAUUUAAAGAAUAAAAUUAAAAAGAAGCCAUUUUUAAAAAAGGGAGAAGGUUUAGCUCGAUUUAAAUUGAAUCAACAAUCACAACUUUCCAUACAGAAAACAAAAUUGCAUACUAUGUCAUUUACUAACAAUACAAAAUCUGGAUCUAAAUGUUCUACAAAUGAAAAUAAAUGUAAUAAAACUCAACCCUCAAAGAGUGCACAGUUAUCGAAAAAAACAUAUCAUACAAAUGCAGCCCAAAAACAAUUAUGUUUAAAGAAUGUUUCAUUACCAAAGAAGAAAGUUUGUACUAAAUCUGAGUCCAAUACUUCAACUACAUAUUUGAAAGAUUAUAUCAAUAAAAUGAAAAAUACAGUUGAAUUAAAUACUUCAGAUUUUCAUUCUGGAACUCAAAAAGAAUUAGAAGAAGUACGAAUAUUUGAAUUGUUAGAAGAAAAAGCAGAGAAUUCUAGCUUUUGUUCUACAUCUAGUGCAGUUACUGCAUUCUUACAACAAUCAACACCAUUUAAAGUAAGAAAUGCUGAAUAUAAAACAGAAAAUAGUUUGUAUAAUGCAGAACAAUUUACUCCAAAAAAUAUACCUAAACAACAAUUGGUAAAGUCUAAUCAAAUGCAUAAAAAUAUGAAGUUCAAUGAGGAUACUGAAUUUCAUAAUUUUUCACCUUUUGUAAAUCAGAAGAGAGAAUUUUUACAAGAUGUUAGUGAGGACAAUAAAAUGAAAUUAAAUAGAAAUAGAUAUAUUCUAUUAAGGGAUCAAAUUCAAUCUAUGCAUAAUGAACAAAAUUAUUUUAACAAAAUUAAUGUUCCUAUCAUUGAAAAUGAUAAGAAAGAAGAUGUUAGUCGUCAUGUUAGAUUUUCUGAAUUUAAUGAAUACAAAACAAUUGGAUUAACAGAUACAUCAAGUAUAUCAACUGAGUCAUUAAUAACAAAAAAUUUUUCAGAUGAAAAGAUUUGGAAUGAUUCUUCUGUAGAAGCAUCUAGCACAGAAAUAUUACCAGUAUUUUUUGAAGUUUUACCACAAUCUUCUGUAGUAGUGGAAAGUAAAAUGCAUAAGACACAAACCUGUGAAGAUAUGAUAGAGAAUAAUGAUUUUACUUGUAACACAGAUAUCUGUCAAUAUGUUUACCCUAAAAAUGAAUUAUCAGAUAGUGAGGACCAAACUUUUAAUGAUGAAACAAGUAAUUUGCAUAAAUGUGAUCAAAGUAAUUUAACACCACAAAAGAUCGAUGACUUUUACAAUAUAGAAACAUUAAAAAAACAUACAGGAUUUUGUGACAACAAAAAAAUAGAUGAAUAUGUAAAUAAUUAUGAUAAUGUAGUUGAAGAUCAAGAAAAUAUAAAAGACUUACAAGAAACAGAUGAAACUAUUUUUAAAUCAGAGCUUCUAAAAAAUCGUUUAUUGGAACUUGAACAAGAGAUUAAUAUAUUUCGCAAAGAAAAUACAGCUUUAUCUAUGCAGCGUAAAAAAUUACGCGAAGAUUAUCAAAAUUUACGUAAAGAAUACGCAGAAAAAGAAAAAAAUUUUGAAGAAACUAAAAAACAAAUAGAAGACCGUUUACAAGAAGAAAGAAAAAAGCUAGCACGUGAAAAAUUUGCAUUAGAAAAUAGAAUACGAGAUUCACAAGAAAAAGCUCAACAAAGUAAAUUAGAAAGGCAAGAAAUUCAGAAUCUGAAGCAAGAAAUAGAAAAAUUGGUGGAAGAAAUGCAUAUUAAGGAAAGUAGAUGGAAUGCAGCACAAUCGAGACAAAGAUGUCAAAUGAGAAUAUUAAGAAUAGAAAAUUCAAAACUGAAACAAGAAAUAGAAGAACUACAAAACUUAAAGAAAAAUGUGAGAAAUAAAGGCAGAACUGGAACUUCUACAAAUACAAGAGCAAUUCAUCAAAUUAAUAAACGAAUCAAAAUGCAGUUUAAAGAGCCUGAAAAAAUUAAUGAUGCUUCAUCAGAUGAUGAUAAAAAACUGAUAAAACCAAUACUUAAUGAUCAGAAUAUAGAUAAAGAAAAAGAACGUAAUUGUAAUGGUGGUAAAAAUAUUAUGAAUGAUAAACCACAAAAAAGUCAAACAAGUAUAUCAGAUAUUGUUAAAAAACGAAAUCUAUAUGAAAAUUUAAUCAAAGAAGCAACAUUAGAUUUAACAGAAAUUCCAGAAAAAUUUAAUGCUCUUGAAAAUUUAAAUGAAUCAAGGUCAGAUCCAAAUAAUACAUUAAAAAAAGUAGAUGGUCAAACAAAUGCUAUGAAAAGUAAAUGUAAAAGAUUACAUGAAGAAUGUGAUGUAUCUUUUAAUCAUAAUAAGGACGAUAUUCAAUUACAUAUGCAAAAUGAUUACAAAUGUUUUGAUGAAAAUAAUAAAAAAGAUUUAACAUCAUCAACAGCAGAUAAACUACUUAAUCUAGACAUAGAGGAGAGAUCUUCAUCUUACAGAAAUAAUACUAAUACUGAUAAACAAAGUAUAGUACAGAUUGAACACACAGAUGGCUCUAUUGAAUAUCGAUUUACAAAUGGAAAUAUUAAGAAAGUAUUUCCUGAUCAAGGUAUAACUAAAUUAAUGUAUUAUAAUGGAGAUGUUCGUGAAACUAAUAAAGAUGGAAAAAUAAAGUAUUUUUAUGCAUCAACACAUACAUGGCACACAACAAUGCCAGAUGGUUUAGAGAUUUUAGAAUUUGCUGAUGGUCAAGUAGAAAGAAGAUUACUUAAUGGUACAGUACAGGUAUCAUUUCCAGAUGGUUCAGUGCGAAUCUUAGAGCUAGAUGGUACUGAAAAAUGGACAUUACCAGAUGGAACAUUAAUUCAAAUUCUUACUAAUGGUGAAAAAAUCCUUACUUUACCAAAUGGACAAUGUGAAAUACAUACUAAUACUCAUAAGAGACGUGAAUAUCCUGAUGGAACUAUUAAAUUAAUUUAUCUCGAUGGUACACAAGAAACACGAUAUUCAAAUGGAAGAAUACGUUUUAAAGAUAAAGAUGGUAAUCUCAUAAGGGAUUCUUAUCAAUAAAAAUUAUAUUACACUUAGUAAAAUUGAAAAUAGCAUGCAAUAAUGAAAUAAUGAAAUUUUAUUUAAUAUAUAUUUUUAGUAAUAACAAAUAGUUAAGUAAUUGAAAUUGUAAUUAGAUGUAAUAUUUAAAAUAUGUUGUAUGUAAAUUGAAAUAAAGAUUGAAAUUUUUAUUGUUAACAUAAAGUAUAAUGUUGCUUCUAAAUUGCAAGUAUUUGAUUCAUAACCUUAACAGAACAAAUUAUAUGGUCGAUGGCAUUGCUUUUGAAGUUAAUUAGUAAGGAGAUCGAUCUGAACUAUUCCACAGUCAGUUAUUCAUAUACUAAACAAAUAUUUGAUUUUCAUAGGAAAUCUCAGUCACUAUCUAGAUUCUAGAUAGCGUUUACAUUUAAGGUUUUUAUGAAAUCCCACCUUUAUGAAAAUAGCGUAACAUGCUUUAACUUAUUGUGUACUUGGUUUUGAAUAAUGUUGAUUUAAAAAAUUUGAUUAUUAAUUUAUUAUAACGAUGUCUAUACGUUCAAGUUUUAAGAAAUGGAUUGUAGGAUUUGGCGCAUUAGGUAGUGCGAUGGUCUUUUAUCCACAUGAAAACGAUAAUAAUAACCAAUUAACACAAACGGAUAAAUCCAGGAUAUUUUCUACAUCUUGGAAUUACAACUGGGAUAGGUUAAGAGAUCCAAAAAGUUUAGUAAAACCAAUGAAAAUAGAUGAUGAAUUUAAUCGGAAUAAAUAUAAUAUGCAAUUGAUAAAUAAAACAGCAAAAGCUAUACGUCAUAUAAUUUUAAUUCGUCAUGGGCAAUAUAAUACAGAAGCUAAAACAGAUGCAGAUGGAACACUUACAAUUCUUGGUAGACAACAAGCUGAAGCAACAGGAAAACGAUUGCAAGAAUUAGGUUUCCCAUAUACUUCACUUAUACAUUCAACAAUGACAAGGGCACAAGAAACUGCUAAAAUUAUAGAAUCUUUUCUUAAAAACAUAGCAGUAAAGAAUGAUUCACUUCUUAAUGAGGGUUCGCCAAUUCAACCUGAGCCUCCAUUAUCUAAUUGGAGAGCUGAAAUAAAUUAUUAUAGAGAUGGACCUAGAAUAGAAGCUGCUUUUAGAAAAUAUUUUCAUCGUGCAGAUUUCAGUCAAGAAAAGGAUUCUUAUACAAUUCUUGUUUGCCAUGCAAAUGUUAUUAGAUAUUUUGUAUGCAGAGCAUUGCAAUUUCCACCUGAAAGUUGGUUACGAUUAAGUUUGAAUCAUGCCAGUAUUACAUGGAUUACUAUUUAUCCUGAUGGUAUUGUGAAAUUAUGGGCAUUUGGUGAUUCAGGACAUAUGAAUCCACAACUUUUCUCAUAAUUGAAUUAAAUAUGACAUAUCAUUUUAUUUAAUAAAGUUUAUGUCAUCUUUUAUAUCAUUCGUAUAUAAAUUUUACAAACAUGUAUCUUUUAAAUACUAAUUUUACCAGUGAAAGUUUGUAAUUCAUUAAUAAUUGACAAGUCUAAACUAUUAAAAAUCAAGGACAAUGUAUUCAAAGCCAGAUACAAAAUCAUACAUAUAUUUAUAUUAUGUCUUAUUAUUAGACACCUCUAUCUAAACAAGAUUUGUCUCUUAUGUUCUUGAAAC
Messenger RNA from Heterotrigona itama, 5464 nucleotides. The record is from the annotation of a GenBank genome assembly. NCBI's taxonomy places the organism in Eukaryota, Metazoa, Arthropoda, Insecta, Hymenoptera, Apidae.